AUGGGUUGGGACACAUUUACUGUCGAACUACAUCAUGGGAGAAAGUUCAUGAGGACACCAAAAAUUAUUUACAAAGGUGGUACUGUAAGUAUUAUUGAAGAUUGCGAACCAGCCAAAAUUUCUUUACUUGAGAUUAUAGACAUGUAUGUAUCAGUAGGAGGAGAAGAGGUGAAUGUUAACAUAUAUUAUAGGGUUCUUGGGUACAGUUUGGACAUGGGAGUAAAGCAAAUAAGGUCAGACUGUGAUGUUAUCGAGUUACUAAAAUGUUAUGAAGACCUUGACUAUGUACUAAAUACCUUUGAAUGUUAUGAUAGUGACGAGUAUAGUGAGGACCCUAGUUGGAUUUAUGAAGACCUAGAAGGUCUAGAUGAUGAUGACAUUUUUAGAAAUGACAUUUUUAGAAGUGACUUUCCACCUAAUGGGGCUGAAGCAUUUGUUAAUCAAGAUGUUGGACCAUCUCAGUCAAAUAAAUCCACUGAUGGUGCAACAUUCACUAAUGGUGCUACCUCCAAUGCUACUAUAGCCUGCAAUAUUGUUGUUGCCUCCACUGAUGGUCCAACCUCCACUGUUGUUGCCUCCAAUGUUGCUGCCUCCAAUGUUGCUGCUACCUCUAGUGCUGAUGCAGCCUCCACUGCUGGUCUAGCCUCUAUUGUCGCCACCUCAACUGCUGCUGCCUCCAAUAUUGCUUGCACCCUCCAUUGCUGGUCAAGUCUCAACUACUGA
Ilex paraguariensis (yerba mate) is the source of this 723-nucleotide messenger RNA. Lineage: Eukaryota; Viridiplantae; Streptophyta; Magnoliopsida; Aquifoliales; Aquifoliaceae. The record is from the annotation of a GenBank genome assembly.